Messenger RNA from Fusarium vanettenii 77-13-4, 1446 nucleotides. RefSeq lists its product as uncharacterized. The record is from RefSeq and is a predicted model, not a curated record. The coding region runs from base 1 to 1446 and encodes 481 amino acids. NCBI's taxonomy places the organism in Eukaryota, Fungi, Ascomycota, Sordariomycetes, Hypocreales, Nectriaceae. The transcript has 4 exons.
AUGCUAGUUGAAAUUGCAAGCCGACCUUCCAUCCAAGAAAGCACCUUGGCGCAGCGGCAGCGCGCCGGGCUCAUAACCCGGAGGUUAUAUCAGCUAUUCUUUCUCAUUAGUCGUUGCUCAAGAUGUCGCCUUGCCGUGACUUUCAUAUUGCGGAGCAAGAAUAUAAUUCUGGCGGUCCGAAAGGGGGCCAAAACUCUCCCCGGGACCAUCGUGGAUGCCAUCGAAGUAUCAGUCCGUCUCGGCAUCUACUAUCUCUGGAUCGAUUCCUUGUGCAUCAUCCAAGAUGACCCAGAGGAUGUUGCGAGAGAGAUCAACAAGAUGGCCGACAUAUAUCAGGGAACAACAGUCACCAUCUCAGCGGCGAGCUCUUCUUGCUAUCGUGAUGGGUUUUUGAAUACUCGCCAAGCACACGUACAAAGCAAGCCAAAGUUCAAGUUUCCUUUAACAUGUUUGGAUGGCAAAUUGAGUACAGUCUUCCUGCUCCUUCACCAGUCUGGAUACCCAUACCGAGACUGGGUUCCGGGCCCUAUCAAUAGCAGAGCAUGGACAUUGCAAGAGCAUUUGCACUGGUUCUGUAAGGAGACAAGAGCCAGUGACGGUGGGCUAAGCCUAGAGCAGGCUAAGCCUAGCCCCUUCGACGUGACCAUGCUGAGCUUCUCCAUGGGUCGGGCUGCGAUAACUUCAACAUCCUGGGAAUUGUCUUGGAAAGACCUUCUUAGCUCUUACUUGUUCCGUGGCUUGACAAAUCCUAUGGAUCGACUCUCUGCAAUCUCGGCCGUUGGCGAAGAGCUUGCGAGAGUAAACCACACUUCAUUCGUGGCAGGAUUGUUUAAAGCCACAUUCGCUCACAAUCUUUGUUGGAAUCAAGUGAGGUCGUCCCCUAUCCAGCCACGGCCUGCAACAUAUCGCGCUCCGUCUUGGUCGUGGGCAGCUAUGGAUGGGCCUAUCCUUUUGUCUGAAGAGCAUCAAGAUUACACCAUUAUGGUAGAUAUUCUUGACUGCCAGGUCAUACUACUGUUUCCUCAGGCCAAGCAUGGCCCCAUCGGGUCUGCCUAUCUCGCGUUACUCGGCUGGGUCGCGCCAGCAAUCCUCAGCGCAAAGCCACCCGGUCAACACCGUCGGAUAAUGAUGGUGACAGCUGAGUGGUGGGAGGUGGUCGAUGAGAAGGACUUAGAUGCCACAGACCCGGAGCUUGAGAAAGGGGAGCCUAUAUCUAUCUGGCUUAUUUGGAUGCUGCGGGCUGCACCACCAGCUGCCUGCUUGAUGUUCUCAGGACUGAUGGUUGUGCCUGAUGGGACAAGUACUGAAAGGUUUCGACGAAUCGGGUACCACUCAUCUCGAGGAGCCCAGGCAUUAGAGACAGGAUAUGAUCGAGGAUUAGGCACCCGUAACCAACACAAAUUGACCUGGAGCGCUUUCCAGAGGCGGUUAAUCACAAUUGUGUAA